GGAUCGAGGCGGCGCUCGGCAAGAAGCUAGAGGCGUACGAGGCGAGCCGGGACGAGGUGAUGGUGUUCAAGCCGCGGGUCGAGGAGGCUCAGCAGCACGCGCGCCACGAGAUGAAGCAGCUGCUCGACGACCGCGGCAAGAAGGGUGCGGUGCUGAAGGGUCGCCACGAAGCCAGGGACAAGAAGCGGCGGCGCGACGACGCCAUGGACGCCGAGGAAGGGUGAUUUGUUGACGAUGACGGUAGCAGGUGGAGGGGAACGAGCGUGGGGGAAUGGAAUGAAAGCAGGCAGAUAUCCGUAACUGUGGAAGUGAAUGGCAUUUCGACGUGCUACAAUGUUUCCCAUAGCGUCGCAGACCUCUCUCCCUAUUCGUUACCCUCGCGUACGCCAUUCUUGCCAUGCGUGUGCGCAGUGGUUCUCUCUCGUAGGUAUAGCCAGCAGCUCCUCGAGCGCCAGAGCUAGCGUCGGGAGGAAUGCUGCUCUGCCCUCACUACAUACCUACCGAGGCCGACUCCCUCCCCAGCGUACCCCGCGCCAGCUGCGCGCUACAUGCAAGCUUCACACCCGCGGCACCACGACAACAACUGGCCGCUCGGGCGCGAGGCACCUAAGCAGAAGGGGGCAGCAUCCGGCCGGCGCUCUCGCACCCACGCAACGGCCUGCCUCUCUUCGAAUAAGCAACAGGAAGGUAGUGGCGUGCGCGCGCCCCGCGCGGGCAAGCAAGCGGGGGUGUGUGUCUGCGAGGGAGACCGGCGUGGACACCGGUCGUGUCCAGGACGAGGCGCGCGGCCUGCUGAUGCAUGUCUCGAUGUUAUGCGCGCAGCGCCCGCAUUCCAGCCGGGGGGGCACACAGCCCAGUUCCAGGGCCCGGGCACACGCGCGCCAGGGUCACUGUGGACAAUUGUGGGAAUGGUCUCGAAUCGCAGAAGAUGCGACCCGGCGAGAGGCCGCUGAGCGACAUUGGUGCCUAGAUUCCCGGUGCGGCUGCCCCGCCGCCGCAGUUUAUCUUCGUGAUUUUGAAUUGAUCUCCGCAUUUCCAGCACUGACCAUUGCAUUAACGAUAAGAGAUAAGCAACCAUAUUUACACACCCAACAGAAGAGGGCAUAACCCCACCAAACAUUGCGGGCUGUGACUCGCUUCGGCCGUCUUCGGAGCUGCGUCCAAAAAACCUCGACAGCUGGACACUCGCGCGACAACAACAUUUUGUCGAGAUAUAUCUAUCAGUCACUUCCAACAUUAACGUCUCGUGUUGUCCACGAAACUUCGAACAACAUUCAUCAUGGCUCCCGAACGUGUUUGCCUUGCCUACUC
Molecule: messenger RNA, 1311 nt
Organism: Durotheca rogersii
Lineage: Eukaryota; Fungi; Ascomycota; Sordariomycetes; Xylariales; Xylariaceae
Exons: 2
Coding region: 313-1107 (264 amino acids)
Source: RefSeq, a predicted model, not a curated record